AUGCAAGGCGCUCCGCCACAUGGCAAGCUAGAUUCGCGCCCACAUGGUGGUUACUACUCCAGGGAGGACCUUGAGGAACUCGUCGCUUUUGCCACCGAGAGACAUAUAAGGGUCGUGCCCGAGAUUGAUAUGCCGGGGCACAUUCAAGCAGCUGUUGCAGCCUAUCCUGAACUUGGAAAUGGCGCGCAGGUUGUUGUGAUGGAGGAAUGGGGUAUUUCCAAACAUGUGCUUAAUAUGUCAGAUAAGGCUUUGGAAUUUUGCAAAGAUGUACUGGAUACAGUUUGCGACAUAUUCCCUGGCGAAUUCAUUGGCAUUGGCGGUGACGAGUGUCCUCACGAUGAGUGGAAGGCCAAUCCGAAUAUCCAAAGCAAGAUGAAGCAAUUGGGAUUGGCAGACGAAGCGGCUUUACAUGAGUGGUUUAUUGGACAGAUGGCGGCGCAUUUGCACGUCCAUGGUCGUCGUCCGUACGGUUGGGAUGAACUGAUGGGAUGUGGGGACAAAGUUCCCAAAGAUGUGCUCAUCGCAGCCUGGCGAGGGAUUGAACCAACAGAGAUCGCAGCCAAAAGAGGGUUCGAAGUUAUUGCGUGUCCAGACAUGAAAUGUUAUUUGGACUAUCGGCAGUCAGAGGAUAAAAACGAGCCGACGCCAGUGGGAGUUGUGCUGUCACUCGAAGACAUCUACAACUUCGAUCCUGUACCAGAGGGAUUGACACAGGAUGAGAAGAAGAAAGUGAUGGGAACUCAGGUCAAUGUAUGGGCUGAGCACAUGGAGAGUGCGUCUCGUGUUAACUAUAUGGUUUUCCCUCGCUUGUGUGCAUUUGCAGAGGUUGCCUGGGGCAAGGCAGACAACCAUUCGGACAUUGGUGACUUCAAAGUCCGACUGGAACAGCAUCUACCAAGGCUGGAAGCGCUUGGUGUCAAUUAUCGACCAUUAAGUGGCCCUAGACCAUGGAAUGCUCGCCCUGAUGCACCAGGGAAGCCGCGGAGUAUGCAGCACCGGGUAGAAAAGCAGCCAAGAUUUAUUGCAGAUUUGCUACAGUAA
Molecule: messenger RNA, 1041 nt
Organism: Fusarium mangiferae
Lineage: Eukaryota; Fungi; Ascomycota; Sordariomycetes; Hypocreales; Nectriaceae
Exons: 1
Coding region: 1-1041 (346 amino acids)
Biological process (GO): glycosaminoglycan metabolic process; carbohydrate metabolic process
Cellular component (GO): membrane
Molecular function (GO): beta-N-acetylhexosaminidase activity
Source: RefSeq, a predicted model, not a curated record